AUGAGAGGUGGACUCCGUAUCGCAGGGUUUUGCGUCUCGUGUCUUGUUCUAUUCUCACUAUAUCUACUCGAGGCGCAUCUACAAGACAUCUGCAAUCAAUAUCGCGCUGGCGCGUAUGUGAUUAAUUGGCUAGAUCGCAAUGACACCGCCUCAACUCCACAUGGCGACACGACACCUGGUGAUAAGGUGAUUGUCAUGGCCAAGCUAGAAGAAGAGAAUACCGAAUGGGUGGAAGAAGAGCUUCCCGACUGGCAACGGGCAAUCUACACCGUCAACCCCUCACACGAGACACGACUAAAUCCCAAUGUUCUUACGACCCCAUUGAACAAAGGCCACGAAGCCAUGGCCUACUUCACGUAUAUAAUCGAUUUCUACAACAAUCUUCCCUCGACCGUCGCCUUUCUCCAUGCCCACCGCGCAGGCUUCCUCAUGGCCUGGCAUGUCGAUGCGCCACUCCACGACAACGUCAUAGCCAUGCGCAACCUACAACUCGAUUUCGUCCAACAGAACGGUUAUGUGAAUCUUCGCUGCAAUUGGAAUCCCGGCUGCAAGGGCGUCCACCGCUUCAAUGGCCAUGUCACCGAGCAGGUUUGGAUGGAAGUCUUCGACGGCACGAGUACGCCUCCGUUGAAUGCCUCCUCAACCACGGAUCAGGAGUUCCCGGGCCAGAAAUAUCUCCGCAAGCCUGCCGAGAUUGGCGCCGCAUGCUGCGCGCAAUUCGCUGUCUCGCGAGAGCAGAUUCAGAAGCGGCCGCUGGAGGAUUAUAUUAGGUUCCGCCAAUGGGUUAUCGAUACGGAGCUUAGCGAUGCUAAGUCGGGGAGGGUGAUGGAGUUCUUGUGGCAUGUAAUUUUUGGCAUGGAAGGGGUAUAUUGUCCCGAUGAACAAAUAUGUUAUUGUCGAGUCUACGGGCAGUGUUAA
Penicillium mononematosum is the source of this 918-nucleotide messenger RNA. Its product is annotated as DUF3431 domain-containing protein. The record is from RefSeq and is a predicted model, not a curated record. The coding region runs from base 1 to 918 and encodes 305 amino acids. NCBI's taxonomy places the organism in Eukaryota, Fungi, Ascomycota, Eurotiomycetes, Eurotiales, Aspergillaceae. The transcript has 3 exons.